This is a messenger RNA of Apiotrichum porosum, 1731 nucleotides long. RefSeq lists its product as uncharacterized. The coding region runs from base 1 to 1731 and encodes 576 amino acids. Gene Ontology annotation, cellular component: nucleus; cytoplasm. The transcript is spliced from 7 exons. The record is from RefSeq and is a predicted model, not a curated record. Gene Ontology annotation, molecular function: mRNA binding. NCBI's taxonomy places the organism in Eukaryota, Fungi, Basidiomycota, Tremellomycetes, Trichosporonales, Trichosporonaceae.
AUGGACGACGACAGAGACUACCGCGACGACCGUCGCGACGAGGCGUCGGACCGUGGACGCCGGAGCCUGAGCCGGAGUGAUGCCGGCGCGGACCGCGAGCACCGCGAGCAUCGCGACAAUGGCCACGGCCACAGCCGUAGGCGCGACGACGACCGCGAUGAUGACCGUGGACAUGGCCGGGGCAGACAUGAACGUCAUCACCGAGACGACCGCGACCGUUCACGUUCCCCACGCAAGCACCGUUCGCGUUCUCGCGACCGCUCUCGAUCGCCCGAGCGUGAGAGAUCGCGUCGUGACGAGGACGACCUGUACCGCCCCGACGACCGCCGAGACCGCGACCGCGACCGCGACCGCGACCGGGACCACGACCGAGACCGCGACCGCGACCGUGACCAUGAUCGCCGGCCCGACAGGCGGUCGAGCUUCUCCUCGCGCGGCCGCGGCGGCGGUGGAGGCAACGGCACCGGUGGAGGACCCAUGAACGCAACACCGGAGGAGGCCGAGGCCCACGCGAGGGUCAGCAAGCGCGGCAACCGCCUCUACGUCGGCAACCUGUCUUACGACUGUACAUACCGUGACCUCUCGCGGUUUAUGAGUGGAGCUGGCGGCGACGUCGUUUUCUCAGAAGUGCUGGUUACACCAGCUGGCAUGUCCAAGGGCUGCGGUAUCGUCGAGUUUGCGACCAACGACCAAGCAAGGCGAGCCAAGGCUGAACUCGCCGACCGACCGUUCAUGGGCCGAUCUGUCUUUAUCCGCGAGGACCGCGAGGAGACGGCGCGCUUCGGCGCCGCCUCUAUCCCCGGCAAGAUGGGCAUUGCCACCGGCGAGGCUCGGACGUUCCUCGGCAACCCUGGUCCGGCCGGCAACCGCCACGUCUUUGUCGGCAACGUCCCCUUCCAGGCGUCGUGGCAGGACCUCAAGGACCUGAUGCGCCAGGCCGGCGAGGUCAUCCGCGCCGACGUCGGAUCCACCGCCGAUGGGAGGCCCAAAGGCAACGGCACUGUAGUCUUUGCCGACCCCGAGAGCGCGCGUGGCGCCAUUCAAAUGUUUAACGGCUACGACUGGUUUGGCAACAUUCUCGAAGUGCGCGAGGACCGGUUCGCCAACAUGCCCUUCCGUGGCCGAGGCGGGUUCCGCGGUGCUCCUGCCUUUGCGCGCGGCGGCGGGUUCGGCAUGCGCGGAGGUAUGCGCGGCGGGUUUGGCGGCGGUGGAUUCGGCGCUGGAAUGGGUAUGGGCGGCGGCAUGGGGAUGGGAGGAGGCAUGGGGAUGGGUAUGAGCGGCGGCAUGGGCGGCAUGAUGGGUGUGAACGGUGGCGGAGGCUACCACAACGGCGCUGCUGCCGCCGGCAACGGAUAUGGCUACGCUGUCGCCCAAGACACCGUCCCCGUCCCGGCUACCCCCAAGGGAUCCGGCCUCAGACCCGAGCCGGCCGAGCCCAGCGCCCAGAUCUGGGUGCGUAACUUGCCAUGGUCGACGACAAACGAGGACCUCGUCGAGCUUUUCGAGACGGUCGGCAACGUCGUCCUCGCCGAGAUCAUCUACGAAGGCGACCGAAGCAAGGGAGAAGGAAUUGUGCAGUUUACAGAAACGCAAGAGGCCCAGUCGGCCGGCGACAGGUUCAUGGCUUACAUGUACGGCAACCGACCCCUCGACGUCCAGUUUAACCCCAGCUGGCACGAGUUUGGCGCCGCCGCAGCUAGGGGCGGCCCGCCCGAGAUUGCGGGCGAGUAA